This is a messenger RNA of Staurois parvus, 311 nucleotides long. Lineage: Eukaryota; Metazoa; Chordata; Amphibia; Anura; Ranidae. The record is from the annotation of a GenBank genome assembly.
AUGUGAUCAGCUGUGUCCACUCACAUCGCAUCUGUCACGCUGACAGCUCGUGAGGAGAGGAGAGCCGGUGAUCGGUAUUACUCAGAGGGACAUCUACACUGAUCAUCAGGGCACUGAUGAUCAGUGUAGCCCCAGCAGUGCCACCUGUCAAUGUUCAUCAAUGCCACCUGCCAGUGCCCAUCAGUGCCACAUCAAUGCCACAUAUCAGUGCCUACCAGUGCACAUCAAUGUCACAUAUCAGUGCCCAUCUGAGCCACCAGUGUCAGUCAGUGCCGCCUAUCAGUGCACUUCAGUGCCGCCUAUCAGUGCCA